CUGGUGCGGGUGAAGAGAGAAAGAAGGAACUGGGAAGAUUAGGAAGGGAAGAGGGAAGUUAGACCUCCCUUCCCUCCUUGUCUUUCUCAGAAAACCAAACAUGGCAUCUUCCAUGAAAAGCUUGUCUUCUGACCACAGCAGAUAUGUUGAAUCUUUCCGGAGGUUUCUCGACAAUUCCACGGAGCAUCAGUGCAUGCAGCAAUUCAUGGACGAGAAGCUGCCGGGCAUAAUAGCAAGGAUUGGAGACACAAAAUCUGAAAUUAAGAUUCUAAGCAUUGGUGGAGGUGCAGGUGAAAUUGAUCUUCAUAUCCUCUCCAAAGUGCAGGCUCAAUACCCAGGAGUUAGUAUCAACAAUGAAGUUGUUGAACCAAGUGCUGAACAAAUAACCAAGUACAAAGAGCUUGUAGCCAAGACAUCAAACCUCGAGAACAUAAAGUUUACUUGGCAUAAGGAGACAUCAUCUGAAUAUCAAAAUAGAAUGAUGGAGAAAAAAGAACUUCAGAAGUGGGACUUUAUUCAUAUGAUUCAGAUGCUGUAUUAUGUAAAAGACAUCCCAGCCACCCUGAAAUUCUUCCAUAGUCUCUUAGCUACCAGUGCUAAGAUUCUCAUUACUCUUGUGUCCGGAACCAGUAGCUGGGACAAGCUAUGGAAAAAGUACGGAUCUCACUUACCCCGGGAUGACCUCUGCCAGUAUGUCACGUCAUCUGACCUCAUGCAGAUGCUGGACAAGUUCGGGAUUAAGUAUGAGUGUUAUGACCUUCCGUCCACCAUGGACAUAUCUGACUGUUUUAUUGACGGCAAUGAAAAUGGAGACCUGCUUUGGGAUUUUUUGACAGAAACCUGCAACUUUAGUACAACAGCACCACCUGAUCUCAAAGCAGAAAUUAUGAAAGAUCUGCAAGAGCCUGAAUUCAGUGUAAAUAAAGAGGGAAAGGUCCUUUUCAAUAACAGUCUGAGUUUCAUAGUGGUUGAGGCAUAAAUAUCCACCAUGAGAAUGUAUUCAAAAGCUAUAGUUUGAACAAUUUUGAUCAUUCACUUAUUUGUGUAUUAAAAUUAUAAAUAUGUCUCAUAACAUAAACAGAGCAUUUUCUCUGAUAUGUAAAAUCUAGAAAAUCCCAAGAUAUUCUUGGACUUCCAUGUGGAAUCAUAUAUGACACUGCUGGUCUUAUCCCAUCCCUUCUAUUGGUAAAGAGACUACAUGCUGUCUACAUACCACAUAAUCUGGAAAAAUGAGACAACUAAGUUUCACGGGCUUAUUGACAAUAAAAUCCUUUCCAUUUGUUGAUUAUAAUGGAAUUUCCUGGAAUACUAAUAAAAU
Eubalaena glacialis (North Atlantic right whale) is the source of this 1318-nucleotide messenger RNA. RefSeq names its product histamine N-methyltransferase (gene HNMT). The transcript has 6 exons. NCBI's taxonomy places the organism in Eukaryota, Metazoa, Chordata, Mammalia, Artiodactyla, Balaenidae. Gene Ontology annotation, molecular function: N-methyltransferase activity. The record is from RefSeq and is a predicted model, not a curated record. Bases 101 to 979 code for a protein of 292 amino acids.